AUGGUACGAUUUACACAUGCGCAAGGUGCAGGUGGUGGUGGUGGUGGAGGAGGUGGUGGAGAAGGAGGAGGCGGUGGAGGUGGUGGUGGCGGUUUUAGUGGUUGGAGUGGCUCUGGAAGAGAAAAUAAUGAUGUAUCGCAAGAUGAUCUUGGUAAUGUCAUUUUCGAAGUCGAUGAUGAAAAAGAAAAUAAUAUUUGUGAUGAUUAA
Molecule: messenger RNA, 207 nt
Organism: Rotaria sp. Silwood1
Lineage: Eukaryota; Metazoa; Rotifera; Eurotatoria; Philodinida; Philodinidae
Source: the annotation of a GenBank genome assembly